AUGCGUAAUAAAGCUCAGAUACUUGUAGAGCCACCUAAUUACCAGUUAAUUUUUCUAAGUUUUAUUGGUGGGUGUGAAAAAGCAAGGUACAUCUAUAUUUUUUCCAAGUUAAAAGUUUUUAAUAAUAUUGUUUUAUUUCCACAGAAUGUCCUUAUAUCCCUCUUGAAACCAACAUCAGAUCAAAUCCAAGCUGUCCAGGAUUUUAGGCAAAAGAAUCGAGCAAGUACCUAUUUUAACCACUUGUCUGCUGUGAGUGAAUCUAUUCCUGCCCUUGGUUGGGUUACAGUGGCUCCAGCUCCAGCACCAUAUGUGAAAGAAAUGCUGGAUGCUGGUCAGUUUUAUACCAACAGAGUAUUAAUGGACUACAAAGACAAAGAGAAAACCCAUGUUGACUGGGCCCGUAACUGGCUACAGUUUCUGAAUGAUUUGCAAGCCUACAUUAAAAAGUACCAUACUACUGGCCUUAGCUGGAACUCUUCUGUAAGUACUUCUUUUGUUAAUUG
This is a messenger RNA of Limulus polyphemus (Atlantic horseshoe crab), 503 nucleotides long. Its product is annotated as adenylyl cyclase-associated protein 2-like. The annotation marks the transcript as partial. The transcript has 5 exons. Gene Ontology annotation, molecular function: actin binding; adenylate cyclase binding. Gene Ontology annotation, biological process: cell morphogenesis; cytoskeleton organization; regulation of adenylate cyclase activity. Lineage: Eukaryota; Metazoa; Arthropoda; Merostomata; Xiphosura; Limulidae. Gene Ontology annotation, cellular component: cytoplasm. The record is from RefSeq and is a predicted model, not a curated record.